Hypoxylon trugodes is the source of this 1439-nucleotide messenger RNA. RefSeq names its product short-chain dehydrogenase/reductase SDR. The transcript is spliced from 4 exons. Gene Ontology annotation, molecular function: oxidoreductase activity, acting on the CH-OH group of donors, NAD or NADP as acceptor. The record is from RefSeq and is a predicted model, not a curated record. Lineage: Eukaryota; Fungi; Ascomycota; Sordariomycetes; Xylariales; Hypoxylaceae. Bases 568 to 1413 code for a protein of 281 amino acids.
GUGUCAUACUGCUAUCAAUUUGCUAUCAAUUUUCCCCCCAUUAAUAUAUGCAACUAUAUCUUGAGCCGGGAUUAAGUAUGCCUCCAAAGAUCCCAUGGGACUCACAACAGGCUUUUAAGUAUUAUGGUCGUUGGUGUCGAAUACUUAUAUGAAUAUAUCUCCUGGGUAGAAUACUCGUGGCGGGGGGUAGUUCACUAGAAAUGCUGGUGUGAUAGUGAGCUUCAGCGCGUAUCUUCCGUAUUUACGGGCGCUGAGCAGGGUACACAUAGCAUUACCGAACCACGCCCUAUGGGUGCGAAUCGACCCAAAUGUCGACCUCACAAUUGAUAUACAAUCGGGAAAUAGAGGGGACGAUUGUCAUCAAGGAUGGCUCGUAUGAACAACAAAUACCGUCUUGAAUAAAAGCGGAACGCGUUCUUCAUGGAGAAAUUGGUUCUUACCGACCGUGCCGAAUUCUUGCAUAAAAAUCCCCCAGAUUCCCCAUUCGAUAACCCAAUCCAUAUAUCUUAAAACAAAUGUCGCCGUAGUUGAGGCGAUCCACCAUUUACACAGAAAAUAUCAAUAAGAAUGGAUAUUCGAGGUGUCGUUAUUGUGACGGGAGCCGGCGGUGCGAUCGGCAGAGCAGUCGCCCUAAGGUUGGUUUCUUUGGGCGCUAAUAUAUUGGUGUGCGCCGACCUGGAUCUCCAUGCUGCAGAGGAGACGGCGGCCUUGUGCCGAGAAAACAGGCGCCUCAUCAAUUCGGGGGAUUUCAACGUGACGGCACAUUCACUCGAUGUCCGCGACGAAGCAGCUGUUGAUGGCUUGGUGAAUGAAGCUGCCAAAACUUAUGGCCGUAUUGACGUACUUAUCAAUGCCGCGGGUGUCGGUGCCGCAGACCAGACAACAAUUCGCGACAUGUCCCUUUCGGAAUGGCGCAGGCUUGAUGACAUACACAACAUCGGAUGUUUCUUGUUGACUCGCGCUGCACUGCGUGUCAUGGAUAAACAGGACACUGUCGCGCCAACAAUCGCUGGCCGGACCCCGAUUAGGGGAGCGAUUGUGAUGCUUACGUCGCUUGGGUCGGAAGGCGCUUUUGUUGGAAUGGGUAAUUAUAUUACAGCGAAGCACGCUGUUAAAGGGAUGGUGCAGACUGCUGCUAUCGAAAACGCCGCGCGGGGUAUUCGGGUCAACGCCGUUGCGCCAUCGUACGUUUCAGGACCGAUGAUGGAUAAAUUCCUCGACGCGGCACCUGAGGUGAAAAAGGCCAUGCUUGGUGAUCUACCCAUGGGUAGAAUGGUUUCGCCUGAAGAGGUUGCGGAUGCCGUAGCGUUCCUCGCUUCUCCAGCCUCAAGCUACGUGAAUGGGCAUACGCUAGUAGUUGAUGGCGGCGCGUCGCUGGCAUUAACAAAUACACCGUUCGGUAGUAGGUCUUGAUGCCCUAUAAUAGCAAUAUAGAGCAC